Molecule: messenger RNA, 1011 nt
Organism: Microplitis demolitor
Lineage: Eukaryota; Metazoa; Arthropoda; Insecta; Hymenoptera; Braconidae
Product: UPF0764 protein C16orf89 homolog
Exons: 7
Coding region: 1-1011 (336 amino acids)
Cellular component (GO): cytosol; membrane
Source: RefSeq, a predicted model, not a curated record
AUGAAGCUUCAAGGGUGUCUUUUACUCUGGUUUUUAGCGAGCUGUGGACCAUCUUGGGCAUCUGAGCUCACUCCUGAUUACUUCGAUGAUAUUACACAUGCUCUAUAUAAAGCCGUUAAAUUUAUUAAUGAAAGACUUGAUCAAGUUAAUAUUGACAGUAUUUUCGGAUUAACUCUCGCUGAAGCAAAUUUGAUCGCUGCUUUAUCAUCAUCUCAUAUUAAAUUUUUACCUCCUGAACAAUGGACUUUACUUAAUGAAAUUGUAAAUCUUUGUCUAAGUUCUCGCGCGAAUUUUGAUAAACAGUUGGAUAAAAAAAAUGAUUCUUUUACUAUGAUGUCGAAAGUUCUAAUACAAUCAGAUAUUUGGAUUCACUUAAUAAAUUGGCAAAAUGGGCUUAUACUUCCAUAUAAAUAUAAUUUUCAUUCAUCAAAAAAUAAAGCAGCUUCAUUUUUAUGGCAAGGUUCUCCUCAAGAGACUGAGAGUGAUUCUUGUCUUGUAGAAUUAGUUGAAGAUAAUUGUCAUGUGUCAAAUAAAUGCGCAGAUAUGUUAUUAAAAGAAGAUGGGUCUCGAGGAUAUCCUUUGACUCAUAGACUGCUGUAUGUUCAAGCUGCUAAAGCGUUACAGUGUAAAGAACAUCAUCGAACAAAUUUUAAAAAUUUGAUUAAAAGUUACUGUCGUAAUAUUUUGAACGAUUUAUUUGAAUUGGAAUUUAAUGGGUUUCCUUCAAAAUCACGGGAUUUGAUAAUGGAACAAAUUGCACUGUGUGGUAUGGAAGGAUUUUCAGAAUUUACAAAUCCACAUUAUGGGGAUUUGAUAAUCGAAUGGCAGAAUUCCUUUGGUUGCUUCAAAACUCGCAAUUCUGAUCAGCAGAUUCAAUUUCGUUAUAAAAGAACAUCAAAUCCUCUAGAUCACGGAUGUGAUGGUCAUACCAUUGGGGUUGCUGCAGCAGCAUUAAGUAUUUUGAUUCGAGAAUUUAUCGAAAAUAACCUGAACUUCAAUCCAUAUAAAUAA